UGCAAGGCGAUGGUAAGAUCAACAUGGAAGCGAUUCCGAUGCCAGCGUCCAUCUCGAUGAGCCCACCCGGAGGCCUCUCGCUCCUCGAGCAGGAGGAAGACAACAACGAGGAGAUGACGUCGGCCGAGCUCGACCAGCUCCAGCCGCUCAGCAUGAACGAGCCGCUGCUUCGGCCGUCGCACACACGCCGGACCGGGCGGCCUGCGAACCCUGUAUGGCAGUACUUUCUGCGCGGCGCCAAGCGCAACCGGUUCCACUACCAUGCGUACUGCCGGUACUGCGUUCUCCACUACAAGCAGGCGCACGCAGACAUGGACGACGACGGAGCGAUGGAGCACGUCGACUCGACGCGGGGCGUCCAGUCCGACAUGAUCAAGCACCUCAAGCAGUGCGAGCACUCGCCCUCCAACGUCGUCGAAGAGCUCGAAGCGUACUUGGCCGAGUGCCACCAUCGCGCCAAGACAACGCCCACCGCGGUGAAACGGAAGCAACCGAGCCGCCCCAACCAAGACGCGCCCGAUACGCUGCUGUGGAAGGCGACUGUCUCUGCGAGUCUUCCUCUGCACUGGACUCGCGCGCCUUUGAUCGCGUCGCUCUUAUCCAUCCCGUCGCCGCUCGGGGACAUUGCGACGGUCGCGUCCAGUCUUGCAAAAGCGCAGCUCGACAAGCGUCAACGCGUGGCAGCCGCAGGCGUCGGGGCCCACCUCGUCUCGUUCUCGCUCAUCAACUCGGACGGCGACGCCUGCGCGCUCUCCUUGGUGUCGGUCACCGACUGGACCGUCGCCGAGCUGCAAGCCCACGUGAGCGCUUGUCUCAGCGCGCUGCGCCAGAGCAACGUGUCGAUUAUUGCCAUCGUCGCUGACGCGAUGCUGCCGCUGCAAGCCGCGAUGCGCUUCCAGGCUGCAAGCGCACCUGACCUCCUCGUCUUGCCGUGCCUCCACCACGUGCUCGAUAUGCUCCUUGGCUUCCUCGUCACCGACGAGCGCUACGAAGCUCUUUUGGGCGCGAUGAUGGAGGUCGGGAGCUACCUUCGGCACCCGUCCAUCUCGUUCGUGCCGCCGCCCGUGGCACUGGCCAACGACGUCCACUCGAUCGUCGCGACGCUGGAUGCCUUUGUGCAGCUGGAAGACGCCAUGGCAGACGUCGCGCUACCACCGUCCCUCCGCGCCUAUAUCGACGACCCUGCGACAUGGGGCGCCCUGCGGGCGCUCCUCCAGCGUCUACGACCGCUGCACGCGGCCAUGACCCGCAAGUGUCCAACGCUCACCCACGUCGUGCAUACAUUAGCGUGGCUCUACAGACACUUCGGCGACGACGAAGCCAUGCGACGGCUGCUCGAGAGCUUUUGGCGCUGGUACGACCUCCCGACGAUGGGGCUGGCUUGCAUCUUUAACGUGCAUCUGGAUCUGCAACUCUCGCCCGCCGUGCGCAGCCUCGUGCCGACGUACUUUGAGCUGAUGUACGGUCGCUGGUUCCACGCACCGAUCGCACCGUCGACGAUCGACGAUGUCCUCGCCGCCGUCGACGCCAAGUCGUUCCCGUUUGAUGGGGAUGUCACGCGCGACUACCUCGACGACGUCAGCUCCUUCUACUCGUUUGUCGCCAACUCGCACCCGGAGCUCUGCGCGCUCUGCUGCCGCCUCUUUGCCGUCGCUGUCCACGCAGCGCCCGUGCCACGGCUCUUGCGCCGCGCACCCAUGGACAACACGGACGCCCUCCUUCCGUGGCUGCACAUUGCCUUUGCCGUGAGCGCCACCAAGCCAUCGUCGCCGGUAAUGGCCAAGUCCAAGGACGCGAACCGAUGGCUGCACGCGCAAGAGACGCAGACCCACGGCGUCUUCAGCAAGCGCGAGUGGACCGCGUUUGCGUCGGCGUGGCGGCGCCGACUCGCCGACGAAGUGGCCAUUGCGUCGGUGCCACCGACCGAGGGACCGGCCAGCGCUCCACCCACAAUCAACUCUGCAGUGGAAUGA
Messenger RNA from Saprolegnia parasitica CBS 223.65, 1973 nucleotides. RefSeq lists its product as hypothetical. NCBI's taxonomy places the organism in Eukaryota, Oomycota, Saprolegniomycetes, Saprolegniales, Saprolegniaceae. The transcript is spliced from 3 exons. The record is from RefSeq and is a predicted model, not a curated record. The coding region runs from base 24 to 1973 and encodes 649 amino acids.